Molecule: messenger RNA, 768 nt
Organism: Pungitius pungitius (ninespine stickleback)
Lineage: Eukaryota; Metazoa; Chordata; Actinopteri; Perciformes; Gasterosteidae
Gene: pth2
Product: parathyroid hormone 2
Exons: 4
Coding region: 291-746 (151 amino acids)
Biological process (GO): neuropeptide signaling pathway
Cellular component (GO): extracellular region
Source: RefSeq, a predicted model, not a curated record
CAGAAGCAACCAGCCGACCAAACUUACAAAAGACAGCAGAACCGUUUUGACCAAAUGUCUAUCGAUGACGGGAGGAGAAUGAAGCGCUAGAGAGGAAGCGGCCACCAGCAGAACGUACCUAAGUGAACAUACCGUUGGCUUUUCUGUCUGUGCAUUGGUUGGUUUCUCUGGAGCAUAUCUGGGUUUGGGCGAGGCCUGACUUUAACCUCUGAAGUUCAGCGCUGAGACGCUCCUUGCUGGUGCCAACUUUUAACAGACAGACAAAACCAACACGUUCACCUGAGAGCAGGAUGUCUGAGCUGCCUGCUUUCCAUCGUUUGUCCUUCCUGUUGCUUUGUAUUCUGGCUCUGACCGUGGUGACAUCUGGCUUCCCUCAGACUCGACCCCCUCUUAGAAGCCUCGAUGACGCAGAGGAAUCUAACCGAGACGAAUGGGAGGUGCUCUUUCCCUCCAUUUCUCUGGGUGAUUGGAUUAUUCAAAUGAUGUCAGCGCCCAGCGUUGGAGCUGACAGCAAUGCCAGACUGAUGAGGGAGGCGUGGCUGUUUGCCCUGGCCAGCGCAGAAGCGAGCAGGGAGAGGGCGUGGCCUGCUGAAUGGUCAUCUCAUGGCGCCGGCACGGUGAAGAGGAACAUGGUUGUGGCUGACGACGCUGCCUUCAGAGAGAAGAGUAAACUCCUCACCUCCAUGGAGAGACAGAAGUGGCUGAACUCCUACAUGCAGAAACUACUGGUGGUUAAGUCUUCAUGAUUUACUCUCCAUAGCCCUGAAA